Messenger RNA from Pseudomyrmex gracilis, 2203 nucleotides. Its product is annotated as zinc finger CCHC domain-containing protein 24-like. Gene Ontology annotation, molecular function: zinc ion binding; nucleic acid binding. Lineage: Eukaryota; Metazoa; Arthropoda; Insecta; Hymenoptera; Formicidae. Bases 1370 to 2116 code for a protein of 248 amino acids. The transcript has 5 exons. The record is from RefSeq and is a predicted model, not a curated record.
CCAACGCGGAAUCGUCUUCAGUGCGUUAAUAUGACGCGCGAAGAACGCGUCGUACUCGGGAAACGAGCGCGCACGGAGAUAUCCGCGUUUCAUCACGGCAACCUCGAACAAACGAACUCACGAAAAAUUCUCCGCGAGAAUUAAAAAUUGAGAAAAAGAAAAAAAAACACACACACACACACAACGCGCUCCGACGUGUGUGUUGAUUGUUUGCGUGGGAAAAUCGCGCGUCGGAUAAAUACAAGUGACAUAACUGCGCCCUUGUUCCCGGGGGGCGCUACGUUUUUUUGAAAGUUCGCAGCUGAGAAAAAAAAAAUCCAAAGUGUGAUAAUCGUCCGAUUUUGUGCGCGCGAGUAUCGAAGAGAGGAGAGAUGACAAGGGCGUCGAUGCGACUUGCGAAAUAUCUCAAGUGAAUUUUUCUCGAAAAAGAGACAUUUUGUGUGAUUCAUCGAGAAUUUUCUGUGAGCCGCGAUUUGACGGGCGGAUUUCGCUGGAUCGACACCAAGAUUUCGCGAGAAAUCGGAUAAAUUUAAAUGCGCGAAAGAGAAAAACGCACGGGCCUCCCCCCGAGAACUUUUCGCGAAUGAAGCGAGUUCGCCCGACUAGUUAGAGAGAGAGAGAGAGAGAGAGAAGGAGCGACAUCGGCUCGAGCCGAGAGAAGAAAAAUAUCGAAUCGGAAAUAUCGCGUCGAGGAAUCCACGAAAAAUAACGACACAAGACGCGCGCUUCGCCACAAUGCUGCGCGUACGACGAGAAUACACGUCCCGGUGCCAUGUGAGGAGAGACGAGGCGACGAGACCGACAUGCGCCAGCGCGUGAGAAGAGAGACGCGUAAAACCGCGUUCCGGCGUUUAAGUUAAAACGCUCGUUUUUCGAAGAGUCCGUUUAAUCGGAAGGGUUUUUGACGCGCGCGCUUCCGCGGGAGGAAGAUGCGGUUUCGUGAGAAUCCUCCUCGAGCUGGGACAGCGAAAUCGGUGAAGUUCCAGACGGAAGAGAACGACGAUCCAACGCGCGCUCGAGACACCAGCUCGAUAUCUUCCGUAUCAAGAGGUGCAACGAGGUAUCUUGAGAUUUCUCUUCAAUGCCGCGAGUUCGACACGGCGCGAUUGUAGAAUUCAAAUAAUUAGAAUUAAAAAAAAAAAAAAAAAAAAAAUACUUUCUAUGGAAAAUAUUAAUAAAAUUCGCAAGAGUUUCGAAGAAUUGAAAAACGCGCGAAUUGAAUAGCGCGUAGUUUCGCCUCGUUUUCUCUCGCACCGAGAGCGCAGGGAGAUGAUAAACGAUCGCCGAAGGAAAUCAUCGUCGUCGGCGAGACGAUCCGACGGUGCUGUCCGAGGCCGAUAAACAGUGUGCGGACCGAUUAGAUAAAAAUAUGGCCGCCUGUCAUCCGACACCUGCUGUGCAGCGCGUGCAAUUGCAGGACUCGACGCGAAUCGGCUACGGCGCGAUCAACGGCCUAGGUGCUUCGAAUCAGAAGACUCUUCAUCAGCAGACGAAUUACCCGCCGCAUCUUCUCAACUGGGUCUAUCUGGCGAUCGCCGAGCAGAAUCCGUCUCAACCCCCCGAUCAGAGCAAACUGCUCCCCGCGGUCUGGAGCAACUUUCCCGGCGCGACCUCGCAGCCGUAUUUGCACCAGGGUGCGUUGAAUCCGUCCGGAUCCAUCAGGUCCAUGAGAGGCAACAGGGCGGCUGACAAUAUAGCGGAUCUAGCGGAGUUGCCCUACUUCAAUGAUCUGACCUUAGGCGACAAGAAGCCGAUCAAGAGACCACCGUCGAAUUAUCUUUGUCACUUAUGCUUCAAGAAGGGUCACUACAUCAAGGAUUGUCCGCAGGCGCGGCCGAAGGGCGAGGGUCUGACGCCGUACCAGGGUAAGAAGCGGUGCUUCGGCGAGUACAAAUGUCCCAAGUGCAAGCGCAAGUGGAUGUCGGGCAACAGCUGGGCCAAUAUGGGCCAAGAGUGCAUCAAGUGUCACAUAAACGUGUAUCCUCACAAGCAGAGGCCGUUGGAAAAACCCGAUGGUCUGGACGUGUCCGACCAGAGCAAGGUCCAUCCCCAACACCUCUGCGAGAAGUGCAAGACAUUGGGCUAUUAUUGCAGACGCAGCGCAAUAAUGGCCUAACGCGCGCGCCGAUCUCCGUUCGAUUUUUACUUCCUUUUUUUUCUUUUUUUUUUUUUUUUUUAAAUCGCUGGAAAGAAGAGAGAGGGG